AUGGCGCCGACGGAAAUUAGCAACCCGCGCCGCAUUCUGGCGGUGGCACUGGCGGAGUCUCAGGAGCAUCUCGCGCGAGUCAUCAAAGACCUCACCGGCGAAUAUCCCGCGGCAUCGGCCGGCACAGGCGCCUUGGCGGGCACGACACAGGAGCUGGCGAUACAGACGGCGUACUACAACGCGCAGGUGCCCAUCUGGCUGGACCUCAUUGGGCAGACACCGGCGGAGGCAGAGGCAGAGGCAGAGGCAGAGAGCGCAAAGGACGAGCCAAAGGAGGAAGAAGGAAAACCUGACGAGACGAACGACGCGCCGAAGGAGCCAGAGGACGGCCCGACGAAGACAGACGAAGAUUCUCCCUCCAGGGACAACGCCAAAACCGCCUCGAAAGACGACACCACCGAAGACCCGUCGACACCGGAACAAUGGGCUGAUGCGUUCCUGGCCGACGAGGCGCGCGAAGUGCGGGAGGCCCUGGGCGGCGUGGUGGUGGUGGUCGACGUGCAGCAGACGUCGGCCUUUGCACGGCAGCGCGACCUCGUCAAGCACGUCGCAAGGCUCGUGCAACGUCUUGGGCCCGUCGUGGACGUGGGCUUGCAAGAGGAAGACGAAGAUCAAGAAGAGAUGUUGGCGGACUUUGAAGGUGUCGGCAUCGUGGUGGGCGUGUCACAGACGCCCAUCGACGAGGAGACAAUGGAGGUGUGGGACGACGCAUGUCUGGUAGCCGGGUUGGAGUUUGUUGCCGUGGCCCCGGGCCAAGAGGCGACCAACGAGUUUGGUGAAAAAACCGGCAUCCCGAGACUACUCGAGGCGCUCGAGGCCAACGACUGGGAACUGGUCGGCGAUGGCGAGGGCGACGAGAACGACCUGUUUGGUUCGUUUCAGGACGUCCGACUGCCCGGUACAGAGUCGGACGACGAGAUCAACUUUGACGACCCGGAGAGCGUCGAUUUCGGCUUCGACCGCGACGACUUUGCAGGGCUGCGGCAGGCCAUCUGGCAACAACAAACGGCGGAGCUGGACGACGACGACGAAGAAGACAAGGACCAGGCGGCCAUUAUGGAGAGCAUGAUACAGCGGUUGCAGGCAGCACGACUGCAGUCGGAACUGCUCACGCCGGCGCAGCGGCGCGCCAUGGCGGCGCGUGUUGUGGGCGACGUCAUGAGAGAGAUAUGA
Sporothrix brasiliensis 5110 is the source of this 1173-nucleotide messenger RNA. RefSeq lists its product as uncharacterized. The transcript has 3 exons. The record is from RefSeq and is a predicted model, not a curated record. Gene Ontology annotation, molecular function: protein-macromolecule adaptor activity. Lineage: Eukaryota; Fungi; Ascomycota; Sordariomycetes; Ophiostomatales; Ophiostomataceae. Gene Ontology annotation, biological process: vesicle-mediated transport. The coding region runs from base 1 to 1173 and encodes 390 amino acids.